Molecule: messenger RNA, 6906 nt
Organism: Rhea pennata
Lineage: Eukaryota; Metazoa; Chordata; Aves; Rheiformes; Rheidae
Gene: UNC5C
Product: unc-5 netrin receptor C
Exons: 17
Coding region: 45-2897 (950 amino acids)
Biological process (GO): axon guidance; netrin-activated signaling pathway
Cellular component (GO): membrane
Molecular function (GO): protein binding; netrin receptor activity
Source: RefSeq, a predicted model, not a curated record
GGCGCCCCGCUCCGCGCCUCUGCGCGCCCCGUCCGCCCGCGGCCAUGGGGAAGGGGCUGGAGGGCACGGCGGCCCGCUGCGGGCUGGGACUGGGAUACCUGCUGCCCACCGUGGUGCUCCCCGCCCUGGCUGUGCUGGGCGCCAGCCGCCCCGGCUCCGCGGCGCAAGAUGAUGAUUUUUUUCAUGAGCUUCCAGAAACUUUUCCAUCUGAUCCUCCAGAGCCAUUGCCCCACUUCCUCAUUGAACCUGAAGAAGCUUACAUUGUGAAGAACAAGCCUGUGAAUCUGCACUGCAAAGCGAGCCCUGCCACGCAGAUCUAUUUUAAGUGCAACAGUGAAUGGGUCCAUCAGAAGGACCAUGUGGUGGAUGAGAGAGUAGAUGAAACCUCUGGUUUGAUUGUCCGAGAGGUGAGCAUCGAGGUUUCCCGCCAGCAGGUGGAGGAGCUCUUCGGGCCCGAAGAUUACUGGUGCCAGUGCGUUGCCUGGAGCUCUGCCGGCACCACCAAGAGCCGCAAAGCCUACGUUCGCAUCGCUUAUCUUCGGAAGACUUUCGAGCAGGAGCCCCUGGGGAAAGAGGUGUCCCUGGAGCAAGAAGUCCUUCUCCAGUGCCGUCCUCCCGAAGGCAUCCCAGUAGCUGAGGUGGAGUGGCUGAAGAACGAGGAGGUGAUCGAUCCUGUGGAAGACAGAAACUUUUAUAUCACCAUUGAUCACAACCUGAUCAUCAAGCAAGCCCGUCUCUCUGACACGGCCAACUACACCUGUGUCGCCAAAAACAUUGUGGCCAAGAGGAAAAGCACUACAGCAACCGUGAUCGUCUAUGUGAAUGGAGGCUGGUCGACCUGGACUGAGUGGUCGGUGUGUAACAGCCGAUGUGGGAGAGGCUUUCAGAAGCGCACAAGGACCUGCACAAAUCCUGCACCACUCAACGGUGGUGCCUUCUGCGAAGGCCAAAGUGUUCAGAAAAUAGCUUGCACCACUCUGUGUCCAGUGGAUGGGAAGUGGACGUCCUGGAGCAAGUGGUCCACGUGUGGCACGGAGUGCACCCACUGGCGCCGACGAGAGUGCACGGCCCCGGCGCCCAAGAACGGCGGCAAGGACUGCGAGGGGCUCGUGCUGCAGUCCAAGAACUGCACGGACGGGCUCUGCAUGCAAAGUUUCAUUUAUCCUAUUUCAACUGAACAGAGAACCCAGAAUGAAUAUGGAUUUUCUUCUGCUCCCGACUCGGAUGAUGUUGCUCUCUACGUUGGGAUCGUGAUAGCCGUGAUCGUGUGCCUGGCUAUUUCUGUGAUAGUGGCCCUGUUUGUCUAUCGCAAGAACCACCGUGACUUUGAGUCGGAUAUUAUCGACUCCUCAGCACUAAAUGGUGGCUUUCAGCCUGUCAACAUCAAGGCUGCAAGACAAGACCUCCUGGCAGUGCCACCAGACCUCACUUCUGCUGCAGCCAUGUACAGGGGUCCUGUUUAUGCCUUGCACGAUGUCUCUGAUAAAAUCCCGAUGACCAAUUCUCCGAUCCUGGAUCCACUGCCCAACCUGAAGAUCAAGGUCUAUAACACCUCUGGCGCAGUCACCCCCCAGGAUGAACUCACUGACUUCUCUUCCAAGCUGUCCCCACAGAUUACCCAGUCCCUGCUGGAGAAUGAGACCCUAAACGUGAAGAACCAGAGCCUUGCUCGACAAACAGACCCAUCUUGCACUGCAUUUGGGACCUUCAACUCCUUAGGGGGCCACUUAAUAAUUCCCAAUUCAGGAGUAAGCUUGCUGAUCCCAGCGGGGGCCGUUCCCCAGGGUAGAGUCUAUGAAAUGUAUGUGACAGUUCACAGGAAGGAGAACAUGAGGCCACCAGUAGAAGACAGCCAAACCCUUCUGACCCCCGUGGUGAGCUGCGGGCCACCAGGAGCGCUGCUAACCCGGCCGGUCAUUUUAACCAUGCACCACUGCGCAGAGCCGAACACAGAGGACUGGCAGAUCCAGCUGAAGCACCAAGUAGCCCAGGGGCCGUGGGAGGAUGUGGUGGUAGUCGGGGAGGAAAACUUCACCACUCCAUGCUACAUCCAGCUGGACCCAGAGGCCUGCCAUAUCCUGACAGAAACCCUCAGCACAUAUGCCUUGGUGGGACAGUCAAUCACCAAAGCAGCUGCAAAACGUCUCAAACUGGCCAUCUUUGGACCACUGUCCUGCUCGUCGCUGGAGUACAGCAUCCGGGUGUACUGCCUCGAUGACACUCAGGAUGCCCUUAAGGAAGUGCUACAGCUUGAGCGGCAGAUGGGCGGGCAGUUAUUGGAAGAGCCCAAAGCUUUGCAUUUUAAGGGAAGCACCCACAACCUCCGCUUGUCCAUUCAUGACAUUACCCACGCUCUCUGGAAGAGCAAAUUGCUGGCUAAGUACCAGGAGAUUCCCUUUUACCACAUCUGGAGCGGGUGUCAGAGGAACCUGCAUUGCACCUUCACGCUGGAAAGGUUCAGCCUGAAUACCUUGGAGCUGGUGUGCAAACUCUGCGUACGGCAGGUUGAAGGAGAAGGGCAGAUCUUUCAGCUCAACUGUUCCGUGUCAGAGGAACCUACUGUCAUUGAUUAUCCUCUCGUGGAUUCAGCAGGCACCAUCACCACGAUCGUAGGGCCCAACGCUUUCAGCAUCCCCCUGCCAAUCCGACAGAAGCUCUGCAGCAGCCUCGACGCUCCCCAGACCAGGGGCCAUGACUGGAGGAUGCUGGCCCACAAGCUGAAACUGGACAGGUAUCUAAAUUAUUUUGCUACAAAAUCGAGUCCCACUGGGGUGAUCCUGGAUCUCUGGGAAGCCCAGAAUUUCCCUGAUGGCAACCUGAGCAUGCUGGCAGCAGUUCUUGAAGAAAUGGGAAGACACGAAACCGUUGUUUCUUUGGCAGCAGAAGGAAAUUACUGAUGUAGCCUUGGCGUGAUCAGGAAGGACAGACACAGGGAGUGGUAAUGCCCUGUUACUACACAUGAGAAUUGAAGAGAAAACCCAGACCAAUGAGUUACACAAGAGACAUUUCAGAGAAGAAAGCAAGCAAAGAAAAAAAACACAGCCCUGACCUUCACAUGUGUUCUCCUUGUACAUUAUCACAGGAUCUAAAAGAAAUCAUGCAAAGUUGUACCUUGAAAAUAUAAAUCAACCUAAUGUUCCUCUCGGCUUGGCUGUACACUGCUUGGUACAGGAUUUUACAGUUUCCUAGGAAACGCUUUUUAUUGCUAUCCAGAUAUAUGGAUAAACUUUCUUAACAAUCCCAGUUUCUAUGGAUGUUGUUUACAUCAAAUUCUGGACAGGGGUAAGGAGAUUGUCCAUGGCUCUUUAUAUUUUUUGUUUAAAGCCAUUCUAGACAAAGCUAUGGACGGUUGGUUGUGGCUAUUUCAGAUUAUUGGUUUCUGGUGAAUUCAGACUUUGGCUACAAUUCUGCACAUCAAGUGUCUCACGAUGAUCCUCCUGUCAUUAUUCUGUUUCCUAGACCUACUUGUAAAAAAACCCAGAGUUGUAGAAGUGUGCAUCUGGGAAGCAGGUAUUCUGGGUGCUAAGCAGGAACAAACAUAACGUUCCCUUCCUUCCCCAAAAGAGUCUCAUUGAGUCUUUGUGAAAAAUAGCUGUAGGACAGUGGGAAACAGGAUGGGAGUUAAUUCUCCAUUCACUGCAUAACACCCUUUCCACCCCUUUGUGAUAUAGGGGUGGGGGAUGGAUAUGCAAUUCAGAGUGGUUAGGGAAAAAAGAAAUCUAGAAAAAAAUUAAGAAGAGAUUUUCCUAUGAUAAUUAUUUACUAAUUAGUAUCUAGUGCAAGGAUUAUAAUGAUUACUAUUAUUAUUAUUACCAUUCUUACUUUAUUUCUAAUUUUGUCAGCAUCAGGAUGAAUCAUUCCCAUUUUGGUAGAACUUCUCGUUCCCUUCCUGAAGGUCUUCUAGGACAUUUCCCACUAUGUUGUUUGUCCUUCCCUUCUCCAGCCAUUGUACGCAUCUUCCAGAGUCCUCUGCUAACCCACAAGAGUUGAUCACAUAGCGUUAGGGUUGCUGUGCUUGAUGCCAGCUACACAAAGCUAGUUCAAACUGGUGAAGCUCCACACAAAUCACUGAUCUGCACCAGCAUGUCUCCCUGCAGCAAAUUGUGGCCCGUUGUGACACCCUCAGUUUGCUAUUGCUCUCAGAAGCAAUCCUAACCCAUGGCAACUGUGAAGGCUGGGGCAGUCCCAUCCCGUGCUGUGAUCCAGCCUCCCAGUGCACUUGCACGUAGUCCGUCGUUUGGGAAGCAGCUGUGCCGGCAUGUGAAGGCUCUGACAUUGAGGACCUGGUUUGCGCAUCCAAGGUGAGCCUCCAGAUACCUUGCUUUAUUUUUGAGAGAUUUGAGAGCCAGCAGCUCCCGUUAGGUUCAGAUGGAGCUACAGGCACUGACUCCUACUGAAAAAACACUUCUUUGCUUAAUAGAUGCUACCUGGCAUCUGAGGAGUGCUCCUUUCUGUCAUUUCUGGACAAGAGCCGCUCGCUGGAUCUCUGUGGCUCUUCUCGAGCUGCAGCCGGGGAAGUCACUCCUGCGUGCCCAGUGCCGUGUGAUGGAGGCCAAACUCUGUGCAUUGCAGCUCUUUGCUUUAGCUCUACCCCCAGCUCCCAAUUUGCCACCGUAGCUCUUGCACAGGGCACUGCAGGUCCCCGUGAGUUGAGCAGAAGCAUUUGUUUCUGUGCCACAUCCCUCUUGGCAUUUGCAAACACAUGAAGGGGGGAUGUGGCAAAUGGAGCUAACUCGUGUUUUUUCAGUUGUCACUGCAAACUUAUUUCAUCUUCUGCUCAGUGAAAAGAUUGACUCUUUAGUACAACACAGAACCUAGUGUUUUAGUAGUUUUAAUUCCAGUUUUCUUGUCCUUCACUUCUGUUGCAGAGAGCACUGCCUUCCCCAGUCCAGUCACACCAAGUUUGGAGGUAUCCCCUGGUUUUUGCUGUUGUACACAGAGGUGGGCAUUGCUCGCACAUGUGUUCUCCCAUCACAUUCUUCUCAAGGCUUCAGUUUUUGUUCUGUUUCCAUCCUUCCCCCACCACCACCACCCCCAGGAAGGCUUUCAGGUCUGUGCCUUUAAAGGUAACUUUGAAAAUGUCAUUGGUCAAAAUGAAAAAUUUCAUCUGACCUUUUUCCCAUUUGACAUUUCCAUAGGCUUGGGGCUUCUUUUUCUAAUUCUCAGCUCUGUGACACCACUGGUGUUUUCAUUAAAGGCUGGGCAGUGCUCACAAGCACCCUUUUCUCAUAAGCAGUAACCCAGCAAUUUACAAAGGAUCAGACCAGGCUUCCCAUCAAAUUCAGAGGGCAGCGUGCACAGAUCUUGGCUUUCAACAUCUGUCUGUGUUUUGGCUCUGUAAUCACCAUCUGUGGAGAACAUGGAGUCCUUCUAAUACACAUCCAGGCAGGGCAUCCUUUUCAUGAACCACCUUCCUGUUUAGUUUUUUUUUUUCUUUAAACCUUAAACAGCUGAUCUAGAGCUCUGCUGCAUUAAUGGGAAUCUUGCUUCCACCUUCAGGAGGCUUUGGCUCAACUGGCAGCUCAUCCCUUUUCCUGCAGUUUUACCCUGCUCUUCCUUAGGGCACUAAAACAUCUCCUGAAGGACAGGUCUCCGCUUUUCUCCACUGUGCAACUUUCUGGUGUAACCAGCUAUAUGUAGCUUGUUCUUCACUGGCUUUUGGUACUUUCCCCUCAUGUGCGCCGUCUUAGAUCUCUGAUGUCCAGACUGGUUUGGGCUUUUGGCUAGGGGCUCUCACUAGGUGGGCACCGUGCAUCACCUCGAGCCAUUGCUCCUUUUGCCCGCUCUCUGUGCUCCCCUUCACAGCCCGAGGCCCCCUUCAAGAAAAACAGAUGAGUAACUUCCUUAAGACUUUGUGAUUCUGGCACAGAAGAAGACCCUUUUGCAGUUUCACUGUAAAAGAGAGAAAUUGUGAGGCAAGGGCUUGCUCUAAUUUAGAGGAGCAUCCCCAGUGGUGGACGGCAAUAAGCACCAUUGCCUCUCUCGGCACAGGCACAGAAUGAGCAGGGAGAAAGGACAGCAAGAUUUGCUGAAAAUACCAUUUUUGGUGGGAGAAAGCUAGCAGCAGUCCUUCUCUCGCGAUUGCUUGUAUACACUGCCAUCUCGUGGGGUCGCGCUCAAACUUAAACACCGAUACCAGCGACUUUGCUGAAGCCUGAGAAAAGUUAUCUUAGAAAAGACUUUUCCAUGAGGUGGCUCUUUAACAUGGCAAAUAAUAUUGGCAGACAGAACUGGCUCUUUAGAAUUGUUGCAACAUUUUAUGUCAGGUAAGCAAGUUUGUUUUAAAAAUGACUGCAGGCUUCUUAUCCUCCAGUUAUUAUUGUUUCUUAAGUGCUUAAUCUUUCAGUUGUCCACCUUUGGUUACGCACUCUAGCAGCUUUGCUGUUCAUCACACCAUCUUUUCAUUACAUGUUGAUUGCUAGUGAUAUAAAUAAUAUAUAUAUAUAUAUUACAUAAAUAUAUAUAAAAUAUCUACUGACUUCAAGGAAAAUCUUUACUUUCUGAUUUAGGAUCACUAUUGGAGGCAGUCCUUUUCGCCUGGUUUUGUUAAGUUCUUUUGUGUUGUGUUCUUGUAAAGGUGGCUGUCAGUGUAUAGGGUAAGUCUUUUUUUUUUUUUUUUUUUUGGUUAAGUUUUCUAAUCACAGCUGAUCCACCGUAUCAUGCUGAAUAGUGCAAGACCUAAGUACUGUUUUAAUGAAUCUUGACAGUUUUGAGGCAGUUAGGGUCUCUGAGUCAAGACUUGCUUCCAUGGGAGACCGAGGCUUUUUCCCUAUCCCUGGCAGAAAUGCAGACACUCAUGAGACAUGUUGGAGUCUGGGAUGCGCACAGAGCAAAACAUGUCUGUUACUUGGGUUUCUUGCUAUUUCUGUUGCUUACAUAUAGAAUAAAUGUAUUUACAUGCUGUAA